GGACGAAGAAGAGGACGCCGCAGCGGCGCGCGACAAGCGCAGUUCGCGCGGCGAAGACGACAAGGACUGGGCGGGCCUGCGCGCCAUUGGCGUGUGCUACCAUCGCGCGUGGCGAGGCCCGCAGCUGUUCGGAGACCAAUGGGCCCUCCCUGACUGCGGCAUUCCGAGGAAAAAUUUGCGCUCUUCUCGAAGGGGUCGACACCCGACUCGCAGUUCCAUUCGGGGCGGUAUCGCGCGCGGGCCCCUCCUGUUGACACUUUACAUCAACCGAGUGCCGCUCUUGCGUAGAAUGAGGGUGGCCCCUUCACAGCAGCGGCAGAAGUCACGCGUGCAGUGAUCCCCGGGUCUUCUCCCUCGCUACCUCACUUGCUUCCGCGGCAGCGACGAUGGCCGCACCCCCACCUACUGGGGCUUCGCCCGGCGGUGGAUCUCCCGGCCGCGGUGUGCCGCCUGGCAUGGGUGUACCUCGAGGUAUUCCGGGUAACGCACCUCAGCAGGUCGCGCCUGGGGCGCCGCCUGGGGCGCCGCCUGGGGCUCCGCCUGGGGCUCCGCCUGGGGCUCCGCCUGGGCCGACAACUUGCCUCCACCACCCCCACCCAUCGCAGAGAUGGGCGAGGUGCAGGAUGCCGCAGAUCAGCCGGGGGAUGCCAUUCAACCGGCGCCAGGCACUUUUGUGACGACCACGGCAGCGGACGCGCCUGUAGCGCAGGUGAUGACCGGUGCGAAGCAGGAAGGGCCCAAGAAGGAAUACAUGGCGGCCGUCAAGUCGUACGAGGAGCUUGUCGGCGAAAACGUGGUUCGCGGCAAGAUGUACGUGGAGAGUAAGCCGCAGUACGAGGCGGGACCCAUGCAGGGUGCAGGAUUCGGUGGUAUGGGAGGCGGCUUCGGGGGACUACCCAUGGGAGGCGGGUAUCCCCAAAUGAUGGGAGGCUACGACAGGCCUCCGAUGGGAUACGACAGACCACCGAUGGGAGGAGGAGGUGGCUACGGGGGUUACGACAGGCCGCCCAUGGGAGGAGGCUACGACAGGCCACCAGACAUGUACGGACCUCCGAGGGACAGGUACUCGCCAGAUCGGGGCAGGUACCCGCCGCCCGACUAUGAUCGCCCUCCGAUGCGGGAACGACCGCGGAGCCGUCGGGAAGAUGACUACUACUACGACGAGCUGCCCAGAGGAGCACCGUCCGAGACCAAGUUGCCCGUGACGAAGGAGUCCGGGAGUCGAGCUGAGCGCAUCAUCCAGAAGAUACGUCAGGACAUCGAGGCCUUCGACAAAGACGAUGUUGCACCGGAAGACGUGGCGAACGUUCCGAGCAGCAAACCCAGCGGAAGCUUGGAAAGGAGGCCGCGAGCGGGACCCCUGCGCGCCCUGAGGAGGGCAACGGACGACUACGAGGACGACCCGGACGUGCGACGCAGUCCGCGCCAGAGGUCGUCCUCGCACCGGUCGCGGGAGGACAGCGACGACUACGACAGACGUGGUGGCCGGAGGAAACGGUCGAAGACGCGGUACGAAGACGAGGACAAGCAGCACCAUCACAAGUCCCGCAGGGACCAGUCGUCCUCCUCUUCCUCCUCUUCGUCUUCAUCGUCAGAUGACCGUCGACAGCACAAGAAGCGGCACGGUUCGAGCGACCACGGCCGCAAGCGCAGCGGUUCUAAGCGACGGAGCCGGACGCGGUCGAAGCGAAGGGACGAAGACGAGAGAUCUGCAUCGCGUCGUUCCCGCAAGAAGGGCCAAGGUAGGGAGGACGAGAUGUUUGUGCCUCGGCCCACGACUGACCGCAACUUUAUGGAUGCCGGCAUGCUGUACCGAUACGAGAGCCAGCCGUUAAUGCUUGUCAAGGGAGAUGUCUACAAAAAGGAGGAAGGCGCGGCGGCGGAUGCGCCAGAACAGGACGCCCCGAGGAACCCCGAAGAAGGAGCGCCUCAACAAGCGAGGUUCCUGCCGCCCGACCAGUACCAGGACUUCCUUCUGGACGUCCGGGCUGGUAGGAAACGCCCGGGAUACCCUGUUCGUGCGACACCUUCGAAUGUGGCUCAGGAACUUGGCAGGUACCAUGACUUCCUUUGCAGCGUCUUACCGGAGGGUACCGCUCCUAAUGCUCUAGCGGCCGAGGUUGGGAAGUACCACCAGUUCAUCCUGGGAACAAAGAGCCCCGCGGCCGACAAAUACGAGUUUCUUAUGGCUACUAACAAGGGCGUCGCGAAAGUUGUCAAGCCUUCUGCGGCUUCAUCGGCGGACAACCUCAAGAAGACCCCUGGCGGAUACCAGUCAUUCACGGUACAAGCGAAACCGCAAGCACUGAGCAAAGAGGAGGCAAACCAGUACCACGGAUUCGCCGUCCAAGCGCUGCCUGCCGAGCCGCCUAAGGAAUCCCCUAGCGACAACGCGUUCACGAUGCAGACCAUGCCUCGCAGAACUCCCAGCCGGCCGAAGGGCGAGCGCUACGAACACAUGGAAGACACGCCGCAGCUCAAGACAGAGUGGUGGAGCCGCACAGCGGGCGUCUUUGACGGCACCGGCAGGCCCGCAUCCCGGAGCAGGUCGAUGAGGGGCCGCCGCGGGCUGGCGAGGUCCGCGUCCCCCCGCAUGAUUUCCCCACAGCGACGCAAGGAGUACGACGACGAAAACGCCGAGGCGUACCAAGUGACGAACGUCGAGAUGGAGGGCCCCAUGGGACAGCAGUACGCCCAGGUGCGCAUGUCGAGGCGUUCCGGAGACGCGGGCAGGAUGUACUCGAUGAACCGAAAGCUGUCUCCCACCGCUGUCGGCUACGGAAGCCCGCCUCGUGUUGCGUCGCCAGAGAUGCUCGCAAUGCAGAUGCAGGGGAUGCAGAUGGGAGGAAUGCAGGGGAUGCAGAUGCAGGGCGUACCGAUGCAGGCGAUGCCCAUGCAAGGGAUGCCCAUGCAAGCGAUGCCAAUGCAAGGGAUGCCAAUGCAGGGGAUGCCGAUGAUGGGGAUGCCGAUGCAGCCCAUGGCCAUGCCGACGAUGGCCAUGCAGGGAAUGCCCGUGCAGUACGACCCUCGCUCCGGGCGCGUCCCGAUGCGCAUGGAUCGCAGGAUUCACCAGAUUCUCACUCAGCAGCAGGGAGGAGGAGGGCGCCACAACGCCCCCACUACUGUGCAGGCGCAGAUAGACGGCGUGGAAGGCGUCACGUUCAAGUACCAGAUUCAAAACGAAAGCAGGCAGCGUCAAGCGGACGACGGAGACACCAAGACCAAAGACGUGUUCAUCGAGACGUCGAAGGAGCCCUCAGUGGAGCGAGUCAUGAGCAACGUGCAAGUGCAGGUCGACGAGAAAAAAGUGUCCAAGGCGACCAACGCCCGCGUCAAAACCCGCGCGUCAUCGGCGGCGACGCACGACGCGGGGUCCAGGAAAAACGCCGAAGCUCAGGCAGAGAUCGAAGAAAUGCCUCACGUUAGCUUCACGAGGAACCCCAACUUCGACGCCCCCCCACCCGGGUAUCCGUUUCCCAUGAUGCCGCAGCCCCCUUCGCCUCCGCCGUCACAGGUCAUCUCGACGACUACUGUGCACACGCAUCAGCACCACCACCACUAUCACGACCAGCAGAAGAACUACAAGAUCGCCUACUUGCUCCCAAAGAGUGGCGACAUCAGGAGGGACAGGUCCAUCCAAGCCCACGACCGCUACGAGGACCAAGAGCCUCUGGGUGCCGCCGUGGGCGUGCAGUGCCUGUCUCUGUAUGAGAGGUUUAUGAACUGGAUCUACCCGGACACGAAGCAGACCGAGGAUGUGAGUAUAAUGACGGACGCUGAGGAACUCACCGAGGACAAGAAAAAAUCCGUCAAGAAGGGCAAGAAGGGCGCCAAGAAGGACGCCGAGGGCAAGUUGGAGGACGGCAAGAAAGACGAUAAGAAGGGCGUCGGCAGUGAGCCGGAAGCUGAGGCGAAGGGCAAGUCCGCCGAGGCCAUCGAGAAAGGCGAGGGCAAAGACAAGGAAAAGCAGGAAGAGAAGAAAGAAGAGGAGAAGAAGAAAGUGCCUCCUGGUCCUCCGAUACCGGUUAACCUGCCGUGGCAGGGACACGAGUACGAGUACGAAGAGCAGAUCAAGCCCGACGGCACACGCGUCGGCACAUACCGCUACAAGGGUCUGGGCGGCGCGCCAAAGUAUCCCGAUGACCAAGGUGCAUCCAAGGGAUCGCUCAGGUUCCCCGACGACCAGGCUUCCAAGGAGCCCGUGGCCUUCGAGUCCACCACUACUCGCAUGGAGGUGGACGGGCAGCAGUUCUGGCAGCGCGAGAUUCGCCCCAUACCGGACAGUGCGCGUGCGGCACCGAUGGCGCCCAUGUCGCGAGAGGUGUUCCAGAGGCGCGAGAGAGAGCAGCCGUCGGCGCGGUCCGUGUCGACCCCGCAACACGUGCGCGUCAACACCCAGACGAGGGCGCGCGCCGUGGAACGAGGUGGAAACAAUCGUCCCGACAACUUCGUGCCCGACGUCCAAAUUCGGCUGGACUUCGGCGACACUUCGGACAACAGCGGCUCGCGCGACUCGAAGAACAAGUCGUCCAGCGCGGGCGCUUCGUGGCAGCCCGCCGACAUGGUGGUCUCGUACGCGCACAAGAACUUUGACGACAAGAACAUGGUGGACGAUGACGAGGACGACGACGACAUGCUGCCGUCCGGACACGUCUACGGAGGUCACGGCUCCACUAAGAAGCUCAUUAGGAGGGGCCGCAAGGUGCGCGGCAUGCCGAACAAGGAGCUGAUGGCGUACUCCAUGGUGGUCGUCGUGGCCGUCGUAGGCCUUGCGCUGCUCAUCACCAUGAGCGGCCACAGGACUCAGUCGAGGCAGCCUUUUGGACUCGAUCGCCACCUCGUCCUGAAUGCUUCCAAGUUCAAGGGAGUCCAGGCAGGCCCAGCCAACGGUGGCUUCUGGAAUGCUGCGCCCCCAGUAUGCAGAGAUGCUCGAUGCUUGACCAGAGGAUCAGCGGCUGUCAAACAUCUUACCAAGGACUACUUGAAGACCGCUUGCACGGAUUUCUAUCAGUUCGUGUGCGCCCACCGAGACGUGACGGAGUCGCCUCGCGUCAUUGCCCACCGUGCCCUCGAAGACGGCGUGCUCAACGUGAUCAAGUCCCAGGAGAAAUACCCGGAGCUGAUGACCGCCAGGCACCUGUACAAGGAGUGCUUGAACAAAGAGGCAAUCAGCGAGCGCGGCUGGGACCCACUGGCCGAGCUGCAGGAGUCCACCGACCUGUCUGGCUGGCCCUUCACCGACCCCGUGCAGCAGCCGCUCAUCUGGCGCGCCGCGGCCCGACUGCUGCGCCGGUUCAACUUGCCCGCACUGCUCUCCGUCGGGGUGGAGAAGCACCCGCACAAGCGCGGCGCCAACAUACUCUCGAUUGGCCAUCCCGAACUGCUGCUGCCUUCGCGGGUGGGCAACCGGUCGGUGAAGUGGUACUACGGCGCCGUGAUGCACGCGCUGUCUCCGUUCCGCGAGCGCCUCGUCACCCCGGUGCUCGCCGUCGAAGUGUCCGCAUUCGAGAGCCGCCUGGCCAACAUGCUGCGCCCCCAGCCCAGGAUGGCCGUCAAGAAGCUCGCCGAACACCCAGAACUGACCGAGUUUCUUAGCAUGGCCCUCGAGAACAUCACCCACGUGACCAAGUACACCGAGUUCCUGGUCAAGGACGUCGAGUUUGUCAACGAGCUCGUCACCGCCAUCAAGGAGACUGCCCCGCACAUCGUGCUCAACUACUUGGGCUUCCGGGAAGUGGUGGUGGCGUCGCCUUUCCUGCCUUCCAAGCUGCAGGCCCUGAGCGCGCUGGGCAGGUCACCGGCCCUGCGCAAGGAGAUCUGCCUGAGCGCGAUCGCAGAGUCGCUCCCGGUCAUGACCCUCUACGCCGGAUUCAACGCCUUCAGGCAGGGACUGCACGACUUCAAGGCUGCAAACGUCACUGGAGCCACAAAAGACACUGUGUCGUCCUUCGUGAAGAAAAUAAGCUGGAUGGAUGACGCGACGAAGGCCAAGGUCUCAAAGAAGAUGCUGAGUAGCCAUGUAAGAACCUUCCAUCCUGGCUGGAUAACGGACAAGUUCAAGGUUUUCGCCCAACACGAAAACGUGCCGAUGGUGACUGAAAACGAGGGUCUCCGUUCGUACGCGACCAUUCGGAAGGCGCUCUUCGAGAACACGUUGAAAACAGAAGCAGCCCACAUCGACGAAAGGUGGCUGGGCACCAUCCUUGACCCGGAGUGUUCCUCUGACGCCCAAGGAACAAACAUCUAUGCUCCGGUAUCCUUCUGGAACGUCUCGUAUCCGUCUCACGACAACUUCCUGAUGAUGCACAUGCCGGACACUCUGCCCAAGAUCUCUCGUUGCUUGGUGGCUCAGCUUCUGCGAGAAGGGGCCGGCGACCAUGCGAGCCCUUACUCGCAGCCCACGUGGUCAGACGCCACCAAGAAGCACUUCAGGAACAUGCGCCAGUGUUUCACCAAGCAGCUCUCCGAGACCGCCAGCCAGAACGCUUCGAAGACGGAGCUCCUUUCAGUGGUAGCAGACGCCGCUGCAAUCAGCCCAAGCUUCAAGAUCUACAAGCACUUUGUCAACCAGAAGAACAUCGACGGCAAGAGCUUCGAGAAGGCCUUCAACAUGAAUGUCGACCAGUUCUUCUUCGUUUCCUACGCAUCGAGCUACUGCGGGAGCUCUCCGCCUGUGAAGCCUUCCCACCAUAGCGAGGUGACCAACCGUGACAGGGUGAACACUGCACUGAAGAACAGCCCCGAGUUCCACGCCGCCUUCCGGUGCCCUGCGAAGCGCGCCAUGAACCCCGCUCACCGCUGCCAGCUGUGGCACACAUCGUGAACACCACGACCGCCACUUUCUUCCGCAUCCGAACCGCCAACAGACGCACGAGAGAAAGCCGGGAUUCGAAGCGAAAUCUCCAAAAGAAGUUUUGUUUUUUCUGAACUGGGACCCAUUGUGCCUGGACAUCAACAAAAAGUGCCGUGUCGACAAAGUGUUCUGUUAUAUAAAUUUUUUUUUCAGAUGCC
Messenger RNA from Dermacentor silvarum, 7011 nucleotides. RefSeq lists its product as uncharacterized. The record is from RefSeq and is a predicted model, not a curated record. Gene Ontology annotation, biological process: protein processing. Gene Ontology annotation, molecular function: metalloendopeptidase activity. Gene Ontology annotation, cellular component: plasma membrane. Lineage: Eukaryota; Metazoa; Arthropoda; Arachnida; Ixodida; Ixodidae. The coding region runs from base 608 to 6823 and encodes 2071 amino acids. The transcript has 23 exons.